Vespula vulgaris is the source of this 1840-nucleotide messenger RNA. RefSeq names its product aspartate--tRNA ligase, cytoplasmic (gene AspRS). Lineage: Eukaryota; Metazoa; Arthropoda; Insecta; Hymenoptera; Vespidae. Gene Ontology annotation, cellular component: aminoacyl-tRNA synthetase multienzyme complex; cytoplasm; cytosol. Gene Ontology annotation, biological process: aspartyl-tRNA aminoacylation. Bases 145 to 1740 code for a protein of 531 amino acids. The transcript is spliced from 12 exons. The record is from RefSeq and is a predicted model, not a curated record. Gene Ontology annotation, molecular function: ATP binding; RNA binding; aspartate-tRNA ligase activity.
GGCGUUGGUUUAGUACGUGUCGUCUGCACUGAACUGCUCUUGAGAAAGUAUGAUGAUCUGUUAAUCUUUUAUGGUUUACGGAUAUUUACUGCCAUAAAUUUACAUUUUUUUUCAAUUUCUUUAUAAUUGAAUGGUUUUUUCAAGAUGGGCGAAGAAAAACCAAUGGAAUUGACAGCUGGAGAAGAAUUAUCUAAGAAGGCUCUUAAGAAACAACAAAAAGAAGCUGAAAAAGCAGCAAAAAAAGCUGAACGUAAAGCUCAAGUGCAAAUGCAACAAGAUGCAAUAGAUAAAGAGGAUAUAUCAGUUGGCAAAUAUGGACAGUUAAAUAUGAUACAAAGUAAAGAAGCAUAUAAGGAAAGAAAUUUUGUUCAUGUGAAAGAAUUAAAUAAAAAAUUAGAAAAUCAAACUGUUUGGUUAAGAGGACGCUUACAUACAAGUAGAGCAAAAGGCAAACAAUGUUUUAUAGUACUAAGACAGCAGUCUUAUACGGUACAAGGCUUAGCUGCAGUGAAUGAACAAAUUAGCAAGCAAAUGAUCAAAUUUAUAUCAAAUAUAACAAAGGAAUCUAUAAUAGAUAUCGAAGCAAUUAUAAAAAUAGUGCCUGCUAUUAUUGAAUCAUGUACACAAAAGGAUGUAGAAGUACAUAUUCAAAGAAUUUUUAUAGUAAGUGCUGCAAAACCACAAUUACCUCUUCAAAUUGAAGAUGCAGCUAGAGCUGUUAAUGAAUCUGAUGAUACAGGAUUGAACAUAAAAGUUAAUCAAGAUACCAGAUUAGACAACAGAAUUUUAGAUUUACGUACUCCUGCUAAUCAAGCUAUAUUUAGAGUAGAAGCUGGAGUAUGCAAACUUUUUCGAGAUAUUUUAACAGCUAAGGGCUUUGUUGAAAUACACACACCAAAGAUUAUUUCCGCGGCAAGUGAAGGUGGUGCCAAUGUAUUUACUGUGUCUUAUUUUAAAGGAAAUGCAUAUUUGGCUCAAUCUCCACAACUUUACAAGCAAAUGGCUAUAGCAGCAGAUUUUGAUAAAGUUUUUACUAUUGGAGCAGUUUUUAGAGCUGAGGAUUCCAAUACUCAUAGACACUUGACAGAAUUUGUUGGUCUUGAUUUAGAAAUGGCAUUUAAAUACCAUUAUCAUGAAGUUAUUGAUACUAUUGGUCAAAUGUUUACUGAAUUAUUCAAAGGCUUGCGUGACAAUUAUGCCGAUGAAAUAGCAGCUGUGCAUCAGCAGUAUGCAGUAGAACCAUUUAAGUUCUUAGAUCCACCCUUGAAGUUAGAAUUUCCACAAGCGAUUGAACUAUUAUCUGAAGCAGGUGUAACUUUAGGAGAAGAAGAUGAUUUGUCAACACCAGAUGAAAAACUAUUGGGGAAACUUAUAAAAGCUAAAUAUGAUACAGACUUCUAUAUUUUGGAUAAAUAUCCUUUGGCAAUAAGACCUUUCUAUACUAUGCCUGACCCCAAUAAUCCUAAAGCAUCAAAUUCUUAUGAUAUGUUCAUGCGUGGUGAAGAAAUCAUAUCAGGUGCACAACGUAUUCAUGACCCUGACUUUUUAACAGAACGUGCCAAACAUCAUGGUGUUGAUAUUGAGAAGAUUAGGUCAUAUAUUGAUGCAUUUAGAUAUGGCUGUCCUCCUCAUGCUGGUGGUGGCAUUGGUUUGGAACGUGUGGUGAUGUUAUAUCUUGGUUUGGAUAAUAUUCGAAAAGUUUCUAUGUUUCCACGUGAUCCUAAACGUCUUACACCAUAGAUAUUUAUGCAUACUGUAUACUAAAUAUUUAGGGCAUUGAUAUUGCUUUAUAUAUUGACAUUUCUAAAGUGUUUACAAAAUAAAAGAAACAGAAACAAAA